Molecule: messenger RNA, 1029 nt
Organism: Exophiala bonariae
Lineage: Eukaryota; Fungi; Ascomycota; Eurotiomycetes; Chaetothyriales; Herpotrichiellaceae
Exons: 2
Coding region: 1-1029 (342 amino acids)
Molecular function (GO): NAD binding; oxidoreductase activity, acting on the CH-OH group of donors, NAD or NADP as acceptor
Source: RefSeq, a predicted model, not a curated record
AUGGCUUCAAGUCCGGGUGGGCGGAAACCUCUCGUGGUAUCUCUGGGCGACCCCAAGUACAUUGGCAAGGAGUAUCUAGACUCUCUCAGGAAGGACUUCGACUUCCAAGUACUGGACGCCAUCAACAGAGCAGAGACUAUAGAGAAACUGCCGAAGCUCGUCACGGAAUAUGGGCCCGUGGACGCCUUCAUCAUCCGGAUGGGCACACCGGCCUACGAGCCAUUUGACAAGGAAUUACUCGGCGCGCUUGUCCCUCACUGCAAGAUAAUCGCUAGUGCUUCUGCUGGAUACAAUGAGUUCGAUGUGGAUUGGAUGACUAAGAAUGGAAUUUGGUUCUGCAAUACCAUUGAUGGUGUCGCAGAAGCAACGGCUGAUAUGGCCUUGUUCUUGAUUCUCGCUGUUCUACGCAACACGACGGUGGCUGAGAGACAGGCUAGAAACGGGACGUGGAAACAAGGCAUCGUUCCGAGCAAGGAUCCUACUGGACUGACCUUAGGCAUUGUGGGUAUGGGCAGCAUUGGUAAGUACAUUGCGAAGAAAGCAGCAGUUUUCAACAUGAAGAUCUUGUACCACAACAGACAUCAGCUAUCCCCGGCUGAAGAAUCUAAGUACAGCGCUACAUAUGCAGCUUCACUUCAUGACCUUCUCAGAUCGUCUGAUGUGGUUUCGAUAAGUUGCCCAUUAAACGCAGAAACCACGAAUCUGAUAUCAACUAAAGAAUUCGCUGCCAUGAAAGACGGCGUAUACUUCGUCAACACAGCCCGCGGAGCAAUUGUCGAUGAGGAUGCACUGGUCGAAGCACUACAAAGUGGGAAGGUAACACGAGCGGGGCUAGACGUUGUCGUCAACGAGCCUCAUGUUCGAGAUGAGCUCAGACAAGGGGAAUUGAGCGAACUGAAGGUCAUUCUGCAACCUCAUAUGGGAGGCUUGACAGACGUGGCUUUCCACAAGAGUGAAAAAGAGUGUUUUGAGAAUAUCAAGAGUCUGUUCAAGACUGGUAGACCAGUGGCGCCGGUGAACGAGGUGUGA